Solanum dulcamara is the source of this 858-nucleotide messenger RNA. RefSeq lists its product as uncharacterized. The record is from RefSeq and is a predicted model, not a curated record. The transcript has 4 exons. Gene Ontology annotation, molecular function: zinc ion binding; nucleic acid binding. The coding region runs from base 1 to 858 and encodes 285 amino acids. NCBI's taxonomy places the organism in Eukaryota, Viridiplantae, Streptophyta, Magnoliopsida, Solanales, Solanaceae.
AUGGCAGACAGGGUGCAUCGGUACAUUAUGGGCUUGGACCUUUAUUUGGUUGAUAGCUGCAUGGCCAUGGCUUCUCAGCCAAGCAUGGAUAUUGCCCGGGUGCAAGCCUAUGCCCAUGGGGUAGAAGAGCGACAUAGAAGGCGACAGCCCGACAGAGGUUUUGAUAGAAGUCAGCCAAAAAGGGCUAGGUAUCCCUCCCAGCCAGCUUGGAGUGUACCUCCACAGUUUCCAAGUGGAAGAGUUGAGAGCACCAGAUAUUUGGGGCCUGGUCAAAGCUCCAGAGCUUUAGGUACACAGGUGGACAUGAGUUCUCGACAGUCAAGACCACUAGUACCACGGUGUCCCCAUUGUAACAGACUUCAUUUUGGGGAAUGUCGCCAAAGUACAGGUGCUUCUUUUUCUUGUGGCCGCCAAGGCCAUAUUGCGAGGGAAUGUCCAUUUAAAAGUACUCCUGGUGGUAUGGCUCAGCCAACUGGGUCAGUUGCAGGUUCUUCUUUUUCUAUGGCUAUGCGCCCAAUGGGGCGGGGUAUGCAGAUACUGGUAGGCCAUGGUAGAGGUCAUGGUGGAACUUCUAGUUAUGGCGGCCCUUCUAACCAUAUGUAUGCUUUGGACAGUAGACAAGAUCAGGAAGCAUCGCCAAAUGUAGUCACAGGUAUGGAUUGGUUAGCUUCUUAUAUUGCCAAUGUAGACUAUAGAAAUAAAGUAGUUCGGUUCCAGUUCCCUGGUGAACCAAUUGUUGAGUGGGCAGGAAACACGGCGUCGCCAAAAGCUAGACCUGCGGUCAGGCUACCAUCACGUAUGGGUAAAAGAAGCGGAUAUCCCAAAGACCGCAUUCAGAACCUGAUACGGACAUUAUGA